GAGAUGGCUUAGAAUUCAAUCAAUUGGAAUGCAAAAGCACCAGCAGAUCAAUUUGCUUACAAACUACUUCAUUAUUGCUCUACCCCACUCUCUUCUAAUAUGACUUUAAGUCUAAGUUUGAUUAUUUCUGUUAAACACCCUUUAAAUCAUCAUCAUAUAUAUAAUUAAUUAUCCUUGAUGAUCACAUGUCCUUUUUUUUUUAUCAUAUAUAUUUAAGUUCCUAGCUGCCACACAUUACUAUAUUUGAGCUCCAUAAACUUGUUUCCAUUUCUUAAUAGUUCUCGUUCCGACAAAUACCUCAUUUUCUUCUCAUUUAUAAAAAAAAACACGAGAAAAAUGGGACGACACUCUUACUGUGUGAAGCAGAAGCUGAAGAAAGGCUUGUGGUCACCUGAAGAAGAUGAUAAAUUGUGCGAUUAUAUUACGAGAUUCGGUGUCGGUUCUUGGAGUUAUGUGCCUAAAUUAGCCGGUUUGGAGAGAUGCGGAAAGAGUUGCCGACUGCGAUGGAUUAAUUAUUUGAGACCUGAUCUUAAAAGAGGAAAGUUUUCGCAACAAGAAGAGGAUUUGAUCCUCACUCUUCAUCAAUCUCUUGGCAACAGGUGGGCUCAAAUUGCAGCACAAUUGCCAGGAAGAACAGACAAUGAGAUCAAGAACUUUUGGCACUCGUCUCUUAAGAAGAAGCUUCCGGAAACGCACGAGAAUAUAACUCAAACUCGAACGGAAGUUAUCAAUAUGGAGGAUAAAGUACUCUAUGAUCCUCUUUUCUUGUCCGAAUUACAAUGCGAUCCUGAUUUUUCGCAGCAAAAUCUCACGAGGCCUAAUUAUUUGGAUAAUCGAAAAACGGAAUAUUCCGAUAGCUCGGUCGGAAAUACUCCUAGUACAUUUUCAUGGGACGAUGAAAUUAAAAACAAGUAUGAAUCCAUGUUUGAUUUCCGGAUCGAAGAAACGAAUACGCAAACUGUAUGGGAAGAAGGGAAUCAGCAGAUUGGAGAUUUUGGUAAUUAUCCAUUGGCAUUACUUUCUGAAGAACUGUCUGCAGCAAACUUUGAUGCUUUUCAACAAAUGUGAACUGUAAUUUGUUUUGUUUUUUAUUUUUUAUUAUUUAUUUAACAAAUUUCAUUUACUUGUAUUAAUUUAGGGAAAGCUUUUCAGGUGUGAAUUUUAUAUCUUGAUUUCUUUUUA
Messenger RNA from Erythranthe guttata (spotted monkey flower), 1182 nucleotides. RefSeq names its product transcription factor MYB86. NCBI's taxonomy places the organism in Eukaryota, Viridiplantae, Streptophyta, Magnoliopsida, Lamiales, Phrymaceae. The record is from RefSeq and is a predicted model, not a curated record.